UUGUCAGUCAAAAUGGCGACUAACUCAACUGGUCAGAUUCGUAUCUUCCAUCCUUCUCCUUCACUUUCAGAGGAAAAUUCAUUCACAGAUUACGAAUUAUUUGAAGGAGAAACUGUGAUUGGAAUUGGUUGUAAAAAACGAUCAAAAUGUCCAGUCAUUAACAUUCCAUUUAGUGGUAGCUCGGUCGCAAAGGAGCACUGUCGUGUAUUGAUUGACGAUAAUGAGCACUUUAUUAUGGACCUUGGGACAAAAGGUAAAACGAAAAGGAAGUGCCACAUUCUCAAACCUAACGUAUACUAUGAACUGAGUGAUGGCGUUGAUUUAAUGCUGGGUGAUCUAAAAUGUCAAUAUUUUACUUCCCCCAUGUCUGCGAGAGAGAAAGAGGAGGAAAAGAAACCAGUGGAGGAAACUGAUUUGAAUGAGACUCGGUCUCUUAAUACUGAUGCCACAGCCACGCCCUCACCUCGACCCGCCCAUUCUCUUCAAAUGUCUCCACUGCCUACUCUUCCAUCAUUUGAUGCUGACAAUGCGGACAUAACUGGCUGUGGUUCUCCUCAAUUACUGGCUGACCCUCCAGCACUGACAGCCUCUGAACAAGAACCCACACUAGCUUACCAGCUCUCCUCCUUGCCUCAGGAGGACGAAGAGUCUCAUAAAGGUACUGACACGACUGAUGAGAAUGAUCAGACUCUUCCAUUUGAUUCACCAGUACCUGAGGACAGACCAAUUACUAAUGGCGUCACAAUGGAUGCUAAUGAUGAUAAAGCUGACGAUAAAGUGGAAGCUGGUGGUGAUAUAGUGAAUGCUAGUGAUGAAGGCGAGGAUGAUCUUGAUACAACAGUCAUAAUCGCUGAAGACACAACUGAUACCGAACCGUAUAAUUUAGAGGAGGAGCAAGAGAAAGAAGGAGGAGGGGGAAAAGAAGACAAAACUAAAGCAUCGGUCGAUCCUAGUUUAAAUACAAAAAGUGGUCCCAUUGCUUCUCUUUUUAAUGAAGACGAUGACGAAGCUCCUCCUUUGUACGAGCCAACGAUUGCUUAUAAUUUAGAGGAAGAUGAAAAGAGAGAGCUCUCCUCUGUACACUCUGAGGAGACAGGAACUAGAGAGAAGAGUGAGGAAGAAGAGAAAGAUAAAGAAGAUGAAGAGGAGAAGAAAGAGAGAGAGGAGGAAGAGGGGAAGAAAGAGGAAGUGAAGGAGAAAGAGAAGACGGAAGAGGAAGAAGGUGCUACAACAAGAGGGAGAAAGGGUAAAAGAGGAAGAGGUGGUCCUCCUGCUAGUACAAGCAGAGGAGGGAGAAAGAGAAAGAGUCCGAAGGAUGAGUCACCUGAGAGUGAAGACAAAGAGAAAGUGAAGGGAGCAGGAUCUUCACUGAUAGAUGAUAAUGCAGUCAAGGAUGAGAUUACUAAACAAACUGAGGCAUCUUGUGGUGAUAUAUCUACCAAUACUGGGAGCAGCUCAACUACUAAAGGAAACACAAAGAAGAGAAGAAAGACUCCAUCACCUUCUCCUUCCCUACCUGAUGAUGAUAGAUUAGUUACUACUAGUAGAAGAACAAGAUCACGAAGAGAUCCACCAAAAAGUGAUAAAUAUUCUUUUGAUGAAUUGUAUUCUGUACCAGAAGAGCCCAUUGCAUCAGAGGAGCUUCCUGUCAUACCAACUGUAUCUUCCACUGAUGACAGUCAUGACACUGUUGUAAAGAAAGGAAAAGGAAAGAGAGGGCAACCUAAAAGGAGCAAGAAAACAGAACAAAACCCCCUAUCACUAGAAUCAGAGGAACCUCUCGUAGCAAUACCAGAGGAACCUCCCACAGCUACAUCAGAGGAACCACCCACGACUACAUUAGGGGAACCUCCCACGGCUACAUCAGAGGAACCUCCCACGGUUACAUCAGAGGAACCUCCUCCUGCUUCAGUGUCAUCCAUUGCUUCUUCAGAGGAUCCUGUUAAACCUAAAUCAACACGCUCAAAGAGGCAACCACGAGCUACAAAGAAGAGCAAGAAAAUGGCAACAGAGGAACAAUUAUCAGACCAGGAAUCUCUUGAUAAAGAGCCUCUACCCGAUAAAUCAGGAGAACAUCCCAUGUCAGCUAGUGAAGACCCUCCUCCUUCACAUGAGGAACCUCCUUCAAGCAAAUCAAAGCGUCCAAGAAGACAACCAGCAGCUUCAAAGAAAAAGAAAGUGACCGAAUCUUUAUCAGAAAUUGAAUCUGAAGAUCCACUGGCAACUGAUGAUGAUAUUGAUACUAAGAAAACUCUGCCUAAAUCUAAGAAAUUGAAAGGGUCAGUACUUGAAUUGGAGAAAUUGAAGCCAUCUUCAAACGGGAAAAAGAAAGAGACAGCUUCCCUUGAUGAAUGUCCUCCCAUACCUUCUCUAUCUCACACUGCAAGAUCUACAUCAACUCGAUCUACUCCUAGAAGAACACUCAAAAAAGGUGCUACUGACUUACCAUUGCCCCCAUCAGUACUCUUUACUGGUGUAAUGGACGAGGAGGCCGUGGGUAUUGUGACAGAGCUGGGAGGGUCUCUCGUAGACUCUGCAGCUGAUUGUACUCACUGUGUCACCGAUAAGGUCCGACGUACAGUGAAGUUCCUCUGCUGUUUAGCCAAAGGCUGCCACAUUGUUAGUACCAAGUGGUUGAAGGAUUGUCACAGAGAAGGGAGAUUCAUACCGGUUGAUCCGUAUAUUAUUAAAGACUCUGCAACGGAGAAGCAGUACAAGUUUUCACUGAAGAACUCAAUUGCUGCUGCUAGGAAAAACUCGUUACUGAGUGGGUGGAGAGUUUUUCUGACUGAGAACAUAAAACCUUCUCCGUCUGAUAUGACCUUUAUUAUUAAUUGUGCUGGAGGUGAAGUGAUUAAGAAGUGUCCAACUGAAUCUGAAGAUGACACAUUUAUCAUAUCUUGUGAUAUGGAUAAGAAGUCCCUAUCGUCAGUAUCAUCUCUUGGUAUUCCUGUAUGUACCAGUGAAGUCAUUUUGACAGGAGUACUGCAACAGAAACUGGAGCUGGACAAAUAUCAGUUGAAUACAGGAUCUUUGUCAUCUGUCAGUGGAUCGGCUACUCCUAAAAAAGCCUCAAAAAGAAGGAGACAGUAAUUUAAGCUUGGCUGUUAACAGUAACCUUGUAAAUAAACUAACAUGUUUUUGACUAUUUUCUCCACAGCUUACAUGUACAUGCAUCUAUGUAAUCAAUGUAUUUAAGUCUACCUUUUGAAAUAAUUAAUUUCAAUGAA
Molecule: messenger RNA, 3230 nt
Organism: Amphimedon queenslandica
Lineage: Eukaryota; Metazoa; Porifera; Demospongiae; Haplosclerida; Niphatidae
Product: mediator of DNA damage checkpoint protein 1-like
Exons: 8
Coding region: 13-3093 (1026 amino acids)
Cellular component (GO): nucleus; site of double-strand break
Molecular function (GO): protein binding
Source: RefSeq, a predicted model, not a curated record